Molecule: messenger RNA, 993 nt
Organism: Bombina bombina (fire-bellied toad)
Lineage: Eukaryota; Metazoa; Chordata; Amphibia; Anura; Bombinatoridae
Product: endonuclease domain-containing 1 protein
Exons: 2
Coding region: 90-950 (286 amino acids)
Molecular function (GO): nucleic acid binding; hydrolase activity; metal ion binding
Source: RefSeq, a predicted model, not a curated record
AUACCUCAUCAUUACAAGGUGGUGUGGAGAACACUGUGGUCUUGCAUACCAGGCUUGUAGUCAUCAGGAAACAGACAUCGUUGUCCACUAUGAUAUCUUUCAUCCUUUUGCUGAUAAGUCUGGCAAACGCAGCCUUGGCGAAGGUUAGCGUAGGCUUCAAUGACUGCCGUGGCUUCUUCUAUGCCAGCACUCCUCCACAAGGGUUUGAAAGCAUCUCCAGCCAGAUGACACCCAUCUGUCAGAUGUACGAGGGCUACAACAAUCCCUUCUUUGCUUCACUGUAUCACAAACAGAAUAGAUAUGGCUUAUAUUCUGCAUACAUCUUGGCAACCCGUCCAGGGGAUGUUGUUGGAGCGGAUCAGACAUUUAGACUAGAGCCACAGCUGGUGGACACCAGACUUCCUAGUACAAUAAUGCUUCAGCCUGCGACUGAAACUGCCAUUCGCAACUUGGGCCUCUCUGGUGUCGCUGGUGAUUUAAUUCGAAAUGUUCAGGCUGUGAACUCUGACUACACAGGAAGCAACUAUCACAAAGGACACCUGAACCCAAAUGCAGACCAUCCUGAUGGACCAGCGCAAAAAGUCACCUACACCUUGACCAAUGUGGCCCCAAUGUAUGGUGCAUUGAAUAGUGGAGCCUGGAGGAACAAUGAGAUGAGAGUGAGGAACAUUGCCGCUAGCUGUAGCAAGAUGCACGUCAUUACAGGAGUGGUGCCUGGAAAUAACUGGAUCUCUGUCAAUGGAGUCCAAAGAAUCAACAUCCCCAGCCACGUCUGGAGUGCAUAUUGCUGCCUGGACAACAACAGUAGACCAAUCAAAGCAGAGGGAAGUUUGGCCUCAAACAGUGUUAAUUCAGUCACAACAGGGCUCAGCAUUUCUAAUCUGCAAAACCAACUGAGAUCCCUGAUAGGAGUCUCCACUAUUACAUUAUUUCAAAAUAACUGUGCAUAAAAUGUAAAAAAGGCGAAUCAAUAAAAUGGGGAUGAUAAUCUAA